Iphiclides podalirius (scarce swallowtail) is the source of this 1239-nucleotide messenger RNA. The record is from the annotation of a GenBank genome assembly. Lineage: Eukaryota; Metazoa; Arthropoda; Insecta; Lepidoptera; Papilionidae.
AUGCCCUGGAUCCUGGUUCUGCCGUCUGCCUCCCGCUACAUCGGUCGGCGGCUUCCGUUCAUCAUUGCCUGCUUUGACAUGCUGCUGGUCUUCAUGAUCUUCUAUUUCAGCACCAGCACAACUCAGUUAAUCAUCGCCGAGAUAAUGGAGGGCUACUUCCACGCGUGCAACAUAACAAUAUCGAUCGCCGUCAUCUCGGAGUACACCUCACCGAAGUAUAGAGGGAUUUUCCUCGCGAUAAAAUCCGCCAGCUUCUUCUGGGGUGUCUGGGUUUCCAAUAUCAUCGGCACUUUCUUCCACUGGAAGUACAUAGCGGUGUUCGGGAUGUUGUGCUGCUGUUACACGUUUACUUCUAUCCUGUGGCCCGAAUCGCCACACUGGCUUGCUAGCCAGGGGCGUUUUGAAGACUGCAAAGAAUCCUACCGUUGGCUGUAUGAUCACACCGAAGAAUCGGAGCGCGAGCUUCGCCAACUCAUUGACAGCCGUACGGAGUACCCGAAGAGCCGUGCGAACGGUGGAUGUUCAUUAAAUUUCGCUCAGUACACCAAGAGGGAGUUCUACAAGCCUCUGCUCCUGAUGAUGACCUCCGUAACCCAAUAUCACUUCUCUGGAAAGUUCGUUUGCAGCGUAUACAUAUUGGAUAUCUUAAGGAAGAUCACGAAUAGCGAGAGUACUGCGUACACCGGUAUGCUGAUACUGGAUGGAGUCACUCUCCUAGGGAUGUACAUGGGCUGCAUUCUGACGAGAUUUCUCAACAGACGAACGAUGUACCUCACGUCUUCGGCGUUCGGAGUGUUGUUCCUGUUCCUCAUAUCGAUUUAUCUGUACCUUGUGAGAUUUACGUUAAUCGAUGAGAACAAGUACCUAUCUAUUCUGCUGCUCACCUGCUUCUCGAUCUCGGUGGGUUGCGGCCCGAUGAUAAUGACGACCACCAUAUACGGCGAGAUAAUACCGUCCAAGUACAAAGUAACGCUUUACCUGGCGAUCGGUUUGUUCUUCAACAUGUACAGCACGGGACUGCUGAAGAUCGCUCCGUCGGUGUUUAGGAGCCUUGGUCUCCAUGGCACCUUCCUGUUCUACGCAAUUGUGACCGGCAUAUGCACGUUUCUUCUGUACCUAUACCUGCCGGAAACGAAGGACAAGACGUUGCAGGAGAUCGAGGAGAACUUUGUAGUGAAAGACUGCUUGGAAAACGCGCAUUUGUCCGAAGAAACUGAACCCUUUGAUGCUAAACGCAGC